Molecule: messenger RNA, 4339 nt
Organism: Amoebophrya sp. A25
Lineage: Eukaryota; Dinophyceae; Syndiniales; Amoebophryaceae
Source: the annotation of a GenBank genome assembly
UGAAAAGUAGUUCAAAUAAGAACAUCUUGAUAGUUUUGAUUUUGAAGGACCACAUUAGAGCUACUUAAAUCAUCUAGAACGUCACAACCACAACAACUGCAUAUCUCAUGAUUGCUUCUUCGAAUCGCCGCGAGCCACCUACGGGUGGACUGGCACACCCGUUGUAGCGCUGCUCUCACGAGCCGCACAUUGUUGACGGUACUAGCAGGGAGCGGCCGCGAUAAGGAAGUUAGUAGCCCCGUUGUGUGAAUCGAUUCGCGACUCACAUAUCUUCAAGUCUAAACCAAAAUAAACUGCAAAGCGAAACCUGAGGAUAUCGAAUCAAGAUGGCACUCGAAGAUAUCCUGAAACUAUCUUCCCAGUCGGCUCCGUCCGGCAUGGACGCGGCAGCAGCAAUGUCAGGCGCGGCGGGAGGCGCCACGGCCUCCUCAGGGCCUAGCUUCUCGGAAAAAGAAGGCGAUUUUGAGACGAUGGUAGCGGACUUAAGAGUUAAGAUUCGAGGCAAACCAUCUUUCGUUUCCCUUGGCCUUGUGACGAACAAUACUAAUAAUAUAGACCUCCAAAAUAUAAUACUUGUCGUACCCUCGUUUGACGACUGACCUCGCGAGAGCGGGCAUAGUCUUUGAGGCACGACGAGCAGUGACACGGUCACGUCCGCUAGACUCGGACUGCCGCGCCUCGCCAAUUAAUUAAUUGAUUAAUUAAUUAAUUAAUUAAUUUCCCAACAAGUAUUAUAUUUUGGAGGCCUUUAUUAGUACAGUUCGUCACAAGGCCAAGGGGAACAAAAGGUAAAGGGGCACCAAGAUUGAUGCUCAGCAAGAUGGAUCCAUCAGGGAAGCUCUAAAAGAUGAGUCUUUAUGGGCUGGCUUAGACGGUCAGAAAGGCAAGUACAGGAUGCACGAGCCGAACUAGCCAAUGCGAAAAAGGAGUUCGAAGAUGAAAAAUCAAGGGUGUGGAAGGAAUUCAUGAAGGAAAAACAAAAUGAGUACUUCUCCUUUCACUUCUGUCUUGAAUUUUGAAGAAGUACCAGAACAAAACCAAAUAUGUACUAGACUUUCUAUUGACGUAGUUGAUCUUGAUCUUGUACACAUGAGGAUAUGAAGAUGGGAACCCUCGUGAUCGUAUGAUCUCGUUUCAUAAAUCAAAACAUAUACCGCCCCAGAUACGACAAGCUCCAAGCAGAACGGCGGAAGAACGAGGCGGAAAUAGCAGCGGCAAUCAAACAAGUGGCAGUGGAGAGGGAAGACGCUAGAACGAAGAUAGCGGAAGAGCGUGCAAAGCUAGAGGAUGAUAGGGAAAAAAAUAGGAGGCGGCUCGCACUUGAACGGGAACGGCUACGACAAGAAGCAGAAGUCUUCGAGGAAGAAAGAGAAAGAAUAAAGGACCAGGUAAUUGAAUCAGCUUGAAUUCGCAUUCGGAAAUGAAUCAUCCUCGACGGAUUUUACAACAACAAACUUUCACGGCAUCUUCUGACAACUCAUCCUUCGCCUUCUGCAUCAAGGUGUGCUAAAACCCCCACAGGUUCUUGCAUCCGAAGAAAUAGUGGAUUUGAACGUCGGAGGUGUGACAUUCGAAACUUCCAAAGCUACGCUUUGCAAACAGCCUGGAAGCUAUUUGGACGCGCUCUUAUCGGGUAGGGAGCAUGUUGGACGCGAUAGGAACGGCAGGAUAUUCAUCGAUAGGGAUUCGGAAAGGUAUCCUGUACCUGGAGUCUUUUUCUUCAUUAGAUGAUUGCUGGACAACAUUCUGCCUCAAAGUAAGUAAAUCCCUAAUCCUCCUGCGAGGUCUGGUAAGCCUCCUCAAGAACUUUCCUUGACUAAACUCUACUUUCCCACCAGCUUCCGCACAAUUCUGAAUUAUCUUCGCGGCUCCACCGACUCUGCAGUUCCUUUGCCUAGUAGUGCACAGGAAUCAGACUCCUUAGUGCGAGAAGCAAACUUCUAUGGAGUGCGGUUCUUCCCUUACCCGCUUGUUUUCGCAGCGGGAGGUCACAACGGGUACGAACAUUUAUCGGCAAUGGAAGUUUUAGAUGUCGGAAAUCAGUGCUGGCGACCCUGCAGGGCAAUGCGCACAGAAAGGACAUACUUUGCGGUAAUCUACUCAUUAGUCCAUAGCCAUACUCUUUCAGCUCUCCACCCUCGACAUUCACAUCCACUUCUUUGUCUUGAUGAAUCUCUCCUGAAAUUAUAAAUAAAUUAUAAAUAGUACGAACAUUUUUCUUUUGAUAAACCCUAUCGAUGCCAAGCUGCACACUCGUCACCCACCAGUCUUCAACGCUUUCCGCCAAACUGUACUUGAUGGGUGGCCAGAACCUCGAAUACAAAGCUCUGAAUGAAGUUGAGGUCUACGACUGUCUCAGAGAUGCCUGGAUGCCGGGACCACCACUCAAUGUGCCCCGAAGAAAUGCUACAGCUAGCAGUGUUGACGGUAGGAUAUACGUCAUGGGUGGCUUUGACGGUGCGCAAAUCCUUAGUGGAGUCGAAUGCUACGAUCCUAGGAUGAAAAGCUGGAUGACCUGUGAUCCGAUGCUCACACCGAGAAGCAGUCCCGCGUCGUGUGUGCAUGGGGGGAAAAUAUUUGUGCUGGGAGGUAAAUUGAGAUUGAUGAUGGGUCGUGGUCUUUGGGAAAUAAUUAAAGGGUUCAUUUUGUAGAAGAAAAGCGGAACCAGAACUACAGGUGUCGACCUUUAUGGACGGAAUUGUUCUCCCUCCAUGUGUUUGUGAGUCGACCUAAGAGAAUAUCGAUUUUCUUUUUCCACCAACAGCACCAUCAUCAUCAGCCCUUAAACCUUCAGGCACCAGCGGCAAACGGCUGAAGACCGUCGAAUUCUUUGAGCCUAAAAUGAAUAGAUGGAGCGCUUUUGACGUUGAUAUGAUUGACGUUAGAAGCGCAGGACAAGCCGUCACAUGCAUGUCGCAGAUCUACUCCCUCGGAGGAACCGAUAAUUCGCAGACGAUACAUUAUUCGGUACCACGGAAUGUCUAAGAACGCAUUCUGCUGAAGUCGAUUGUCAUGUACAUGAUAAUUGCCGUUCUUGGGUUAAUCUCUUCUGCCUUCACCAAAAUGAAAUUCAAGUUCUUUCCCACAACACGCACUAUCAUGUUCAGGUCGAGUCCCUCGAUCAAGAGACUGUCACGUGGAUGUACAAUAAGAGCAUGCAAGUUUCAAGGAUGGACUUCGCGGCCACCGUUAUUUCAGAUAGCAUUAUGGUCGGUGGCGGACAAAGCGGAGACAUUUUGGCCAGCACAGAGUACUACUAAUAACUUAUUUUUGUUUUUAUUUUCAUCGUUCAAAUUUAGGACAAAGAUAAAUCUGCUAUUUCCCCGUCGUACACUCAACCUCGAGCUUUUUUCAUCUUCUUCCUGAGUUCUCGAUCUCGUCUAGGUGGUCUCAUGAGCUUCAACAUUAUCUCGAUCAGGUUCUACCGCCCAGAACUCGAUACAUGGCAGGUUGGCCCUAGUAUGUUGACGCCGCGUUACGGGCACCAGUACCUCACUGUCACACUCUAGUGGUGGUAGUGGGUGUCUGUGGUCCACAGUAUCCCUAUCCCUAUAAUUGUUUAUGUGUAACUCUAAGGCCUGCUUGGCCACUUGUUAAUCUUAAUAUAUCUUGACGACUUAUCGCAGUUUUCCUCUUUCCAUGAAUAUCAAGAUCAAGGUCAACGUCUUCACCAGGAUCAUCUUCACGUUCACUGGUAUCUUCUACAAAAUACACUUAUGCAUCGAUGUCGCUCGAGUUUUUUUUUUAUUUUUGAGGAUAGCAAUUUCAUAGUAAUCAACGGGAAGUUGAAGUUCGCUGCGGUUGCAAUGAACCAACAGAACGUGAGCCCCAAGGGUCGUGAUUUAUUAUUAUUUUACCGUAUCAUUAUAAGAGCUACGUACUUAUUAAAACAACAGCACGCGUGAUGAUAAGAUGCUGACCUGCACGAUCAUAAUUAAUUAUGGACGAACUUAGUUACGCAGUACAUCGUUCACAACGCACACUCUUUUUUGUCUAACGAAGGAAACUGCUACUGAGUUGUUUUCUUCAGCAAGUCAUUGUCAUUUCUUUAGCGAUCACGUAUCCAUUUCCACUGUCUGCUUACCCGCGUCGUGACGGUGAGCGUGAGAUCACGUCUUAGCAGCUCUGAGGGAGUUGAAGCAAAACUUUGUUCUAUGCGUAGCAGACGUCCAUUCGACUUGACGGUCUAACAGGAUCUUUGAAGAACAAGUUCCUGUAUGGCAUGGCUGCCUCUGCUUGUUGACUCGGAAGCAGCGAUCUUUACUUUUAUUCGGUCAUCAAAAAAAGUCUCGUAAACAUCUACAUGCGGUUCUAGAAGAGUGUACUAACUUUCCCAGGG